This is a messenger RNA of Monascus purpureus, 659 nucleotides long. NCBI's taxonomy places the organism in Eukaryota, Fungi, Ascomycota, Eurotiomycetes, Eurotiales, Aspergillaceae. The record is from the annotation of a GenBank genome assembly.
AACCAUCACCACCGCUAUCAACACCUCCACGGCGCAUUUCGACUCAUGCUGAGAAGCAGUUUGAAACUCUCCCUCCUUGCUCGAGUUACAUCUCUAUCCUCCCUACGUGCUCCGAUAUCAUUCUCCUGUUCCUCAUCUAGUCUUCGGCCUUUCUCAACUACCACCCCCACCAUGUCCGGUCUAACACACAUCUUCUCGAAGGACGCUGCCCCUCCUGCGGGCCCAUACUCCCAUGCUGUCAGUGCAAACGGCCAGAUCUUCGUGUCCGGCCAGAUCCCCGCCGACACCGCCGGGAACUUGGUCGAGGGAACUAUCGGUGAGAAAACGGAGCAGAUCUGCAAAAACAUCAAGGCUAUCCUGGACGCUGCCGGGUCUAGCGUUGAUAGAAUUAUCAAGGUCAAUGUUUUCCUCACCAACAUGGCUGAUUUUGCGGAGAUGAAUGCCGCCUAUGAGAAGUUCUUCAUCUCCAAGCCCGCUCGAAGCUGCGUUGCUGUUGCUCAAUUGCCCAAGGGCGUGCCGGUUGAGAUCGAGUGCAUUGCCUUGGCCAAGGUAUGAUACACCAUGUGUCGAGUUCAGGCCAGUUAUCUAGUGGCUAGAUAAAAAAGAAUAUAGAAUUAAAUUUAAGCAACUGGUUACAGUGAUAAGAACCCUACUUUCCU